Staurois parvus is the source of this 336-nucleotide messenger RNA. The record is from the annotation of a GenBank genome assembly. Lineage: Eukaryota; Metazoa; Chordata; Amphibia; Anura; Ranidae.
UGGGCACAGGUGGGUGGCACUGGUGGGCACAGGUGGGUGGCACUGUGGCACAGGUGGGGGCACUGCUGGGCACAGGUGGGGGCACUGCUGGGCACAGGUGGGUGGCACUGGUGGGCACAGGUGGGAUGCACUGCUGGGCACAGGUGGGUGCACUGCUGGGCACAGCUGGGCGGAACUUGUGGGUGGCACUGCUGGGCACCGAUCAUCAGGGCACUGAUCAUCAGUGGCCCUGAUGAUCGGUGCCGAUCCUCGCUCUGACAACUGCCGGUUCUCGGCAGUACUUUCCUCACGAUCUGACAGCGUGAGGAAAGUGCAGCCGAGAACCGGCACUUGCAU